UAAGGUUGGUUUGCGGACCGCCAUUAUGUCAUGGAAGAAGAGAAGGUGACGUCAUUUCCUUAUUCAGGAAAAAGAACGUCAGUCAGAUAAUUUGCGCUGUAGCCCUUGAAGUCUUGUUAUUUUGUGACAUUAACGUUUAAAUACUGUAGUAAUUUGACUUACGCUAACACAUUGACAUUAAAGUUUUUAUUUCAGAAAGCUAACGAAAGAGACUAUCGUCGUAGCCAACAGUUUUGUACGUAGCUCUGCUUUUUAAACCUGUCCUUGCGCAAACAUUAUUCACCAUCAAGCCCAACAUCUGACUGUCAUGGAUCAAAUAUCGAUCACUGCAGAAGUACCAAAGAGUCCAUGGGGUGCCACCACAACCAAGGUGGUGUGUCCCUGCUCCUUCACUGAUGUCAUGAGCGAGCAGCUGGCCAAACAACUGGAUGAUGAAAGUCAUUCUUUCCCUGAUUUCUCAAAUGUCAGCGCUGCUCUGGAUGCCGGUGAGGAGCGAGAGACAGACAGUGAUCUGAUGCUGGCUCAGAUGCUGCAGAUGCAGUUUGACAAGGAGUUUGACACCCAGCUACGCACAGAAGAAAGGAAGUUCAAUGGCGAUAGCAAACUAUCCAUCUCCUUUGAGAACUAUCGCAUGGUGCACCCUUACGAGGCCAGCGGCAGCUCCGAGGAUGAAGUUGAUUGGCAAGAUAGUUGUGACGACCCCUACAAAGCUGACAAACCCACGAUAACUCCAAGGAGAGGCUUUACUGGGAAAGGCAAGAACAUCACUACUAAGCACGAUGAGGUUGUGUGUGGCAGGAAGAAUACUGCACGCAUGGACAAUUUUGCCCCAGAGAUCAAUGUGGGAGAUGGGCUUGGCAUGGACCUGAAGCUUUCCAAUCAGGUCUACAACUCCCUCAAGCAACACUGCUACUCCGAGCAGCGUCGCAGUGCACGGCUGCAUGAGAAGAAGGAGCACUCCACUGCUGAACAAGCAGUGGACCCAAGGACCCGUCUGCUCAUGUACAAAAUGGUGAACGCAGGCAUUCUGGAGAACAUCAACGGCUGCAUCAGCACUGGAAAGGAGUCUGUGGUGUUCCACGCAAAUGGGGGAAGCAUGGAGAAUAAUGCUGUCCCAGAUGAGUGUGUGCUCAAGGUCUUCAAGACCACACUCAACGAGUUCAAGAACCGUGACAAGUACAUCAAGGAUGACUACCGCUUCAUAGACCGCUUCAGCAAGCUGAACCCCCGCACGAUCAUCCGCCUGUGGGCUGAGAAGGAGAUGCACAACCUGGCUCGUAUGAAGAAAGCUGGCAUUCCAUGCCCCGAGGUGGUGGUUCUGAAGAAGCACAUCCUUGUGAUGUCGUUCAUUGGCAAGGACCAUGUGCCGGCUCCCAAACUGAAGGAGGCCAUGUUGGGCUCUGAGGACAUGAAGAGGGCCUAUUACCAAGUGGUUCAUAUGAUGCAACAGUUGUAUCAGGAGUGUAACCUUGUCCACGCUGACCUGAGUGAAUACAACAUGCUGUGGCAUGAGGGCAAGGUUUGGCUGAUUGAUGUGAGUCAGUCCAUCGAGCCCAAUCACCCUCACAGCCAUGAGUUCCUAUUCAGGGACUGCAGGAACGUGGCCACGAUUGAGGCACUGGAGAAGAUGAAUGAGGACCACGUGCAGAGAAGGGGCAAGAAAAUGUACAACUUCAGCGACGGAGGACCUCCCCUAUUACACGACGAUGAUUAACAAUCAGAUAUUAGACACCAUGAAUAGUUACAUGGAACCUGUUUGGGUGAUUGUUUGAGAGAAUGGGUCGAGUAAACCCCCCCAUGGUCUCAGUGAGGUAUGCAAGAGGUCGAAAGGUCGCUGCAUCCUAAGAUGGUGUCAUAGGCUUCAUUGGGCUAAAAAGGCUCCAAACCACCUUCCAUGAAAUGUCAACAUCUCAUUCCGUUACUACGGCUGUAAAUGGAAUGGAUGGGGAUGUCUGACGGGGUACAUGACAGACUGCGUCUACAUGCACACACAAUAAUUGCUUUUUAAAUUAGAGUAUUAGUAACCAGCAUUCAUGACAUUAUGAACAAGUUAUCUUCUCAAGUAAACUGAGCUCGAAUGAAAAGAGUUUUGCGUAAUGUUCUGAAUGAAACAAAUUGUCAUCCAACAUUGUGAUGGAGAGCCCAAAGUAUCAGUGAAUAUUUUAAUCAUGAAAAGGGGCUGUCUUGACUGAAGACAGAAUGAGUUGUUUUGCAUUGAGGUCCGUUGUUCUUACAAUGGAGCUGUCAUGUUUGUGUACUCUGUCAUUUCAAUAUUAUGGUGGAAAUAAAUGGUAAAAAUAA
Molecule: messenger RNA, 2301 nt
Organism: Oncorhynchus mykiss (rainbow trout)
Lineage: Eukaryota; Metazoa; Chordata; Actinopteri; Salmoniformes; Salmonidae
Product: serine/threonine-protein kinase RIO3
Biological process (GO): protein phosphorylation
Molecular function (GO): protein serine/threonine kinase activity; ATP binding
Source: RefSeq, a predicted model, not a curated record